This is a messenger RNA of Radiomyces spectabilis, 376 nucleotides long. RefSeq lists its product as uncharacterized. Bases 141 to 350 code for a protein of 69 amino acids. The record is from RefSeq and is a predicted model, not a curated record. The transcript has 3 exons. Lineage: Eukaryota; Fungi; Mucoromycota; Mucoromycetes; Mucorales; Radiomycetaceae.
AGAACCAUAAAUUUGUGCUUUGGGUGGGACCAGGCUUUAAAUGGGAAAUUGGUCAGCACCAAUGUCAAGUUCCAUGAGCCGAGGAGGUUUAGGCAUGCGACGGAUGCUCAAGAAUCAAGGUUUUGAUGUGUACUUGCUCAAUGAAUUCAAAAUGUCCUCGUGCUGUCCUGACUGCGGUGCCCAAUCCAAGGCCAUACCGACGAACGAAGCAGCCAGAAGCAUUAUGCCAUGUCCUUAAUUUCCGCAAGAUCCUGUUUGGCCACCGGGAGAAUAACAAAAGGCCGACACUUUUCAAGAGGAAGCGGGCCGAAGCGGAAGCCUCGAGUAGCAAGAUUCCAAAACAUUCAUGAUAUCAUCCGGAUCAGUUAUCGCUGUU